AUGUUGGAGAAACUAGCAGGCUACUUCAACCAGGAAGAACUGGCUGAUCCGUUUUUAAAAUGGUCUUUGGAUCCGACAGCCGAAAACUUGUAUUAUAGACAUGGCCACGAGAUUGUUGCAUCGUUCUUGAUGUACCAAUUUGUUCUCUACCCACUGGUGGCACCCUUCCUCAACCGUGUGAUAUUUGGAAAGCACUAUACGGAGAAGGAUGAAGCGGACAAGGUGAAUUUCGACAUCCAUACGGUGUCGAUGAUACAGAGCAUUGUUUCAUGCUACUUGAUAUGGCCACUCUUGUGGAUUCCAUUUGGAUACAAUGUUAUAACUUACUACAAUUCAUACGCGUCAAUGGUUUCUUCGGUCAGCAUCGGGUACUUCUUGUGGGAUUUGUACGUAUGUUUGAAGUACUACAGAUUGUUUGGAAUUGGUUUCUUGUUCCACGCAGUGGCAGCACUCUCUGUGAUCGGGAUCACUCUACGUCCAGUGUGUCAGGCAUGGGUCGGUAGAUUCUUGUCAUUCGAGGCUUCUACACCAUUCGUCAACAUCAAUUGGUACAUCAUUCAGGUGUCACGUGGUUCUACUAAACCCGUUGUUCCAACUUGGUUGAACGUGUUGAACGGGUUGCUAUUGAUCUCUGUAUUUUUCUUUGUUAGAUUGGUGUGGGGAUUCAUCGCUAUUUCGAUUCUAACCUACGAAAUGUACCAGAUCUGGGACCAGAUUCCAUUGUACAUUUCGGCCAUUAUUCUUGGAAUUAACAUUUCAUUGGAUUUCCUAAACAUCCACUGGUUCUCCAAGAUGAUCAAAAUCGCAAAGAAAAUGGCCAAUGGCUCAAAGAGAGUUUCUAAAAUUGACUGA
This is a messenger RNA of Kluyveromyces marxianus DMKU3-1042, 852 nucleotides long. RefSeq names its product Tda4p (gene TDA4). Gene Ontology annotation, biological process: lipid homeostasis. The transcript has a single exon. Gene Ontology annotation, cellular component: membrane; endoplasmic reticulum. NCBI's taxonomy places the organism in Eukaryota, Fungi, Ascomycota, Saccharomycetes, Saccharomycetales, Saccharomycetaceae. The coding region runs from base 1 to 852 and encodes 283 amino acids. The record is from RefSeq and is a predicted model, not a curated record.